Molecule: messenger RNA, 6645 nt
Organism: Planococcus citri (citrus mealybug)
Lineage: Eukaryota; Metazoa; Arthropoda; Insecta; Hemiptera; Pseudococcidae
Product: protein FAM135A
Exons: 19
Coding region: 348-5009 (1553 amino acids)
Source: RefSeq, a predicted model, not a curated record
CUCGAGAAAAUCGGGAACCGACAUCGAAAAGCAGGUUCAGUGUGUUUACAUAAAUGAUUUACGCGCUAGAUUUCAAACAAAGAUGCAUGUUUGUGGUUGUGUGCAGAAUACGCCGCCGAUUACGAUACGUACGAUUAUUUUCGAACGAGCGGCGUUAAAUUUUAAAUGUGCAUAUUCGAUGUGCGUGUAUGUGGCCGUGAAUUUCGCAUUCGUAACCGAAUAAGAUGAGUAUUUUACUAGUGGAAAAUCGAUAUUUUGUCGAUGACCGUGUGAAAAUCGUAGCUUCUAAUUAGUCCGGCAACAACGUGUGUCUAAUUGUGAUUAUACGGUGCGGUGUUUAUCUUACGAUGGCCGAACUCCAGGCUACGGUCGAGUUUGCGGUCGAGUUGUGUAAAUUUUAUAAUAUCGACUUGUAUCAGAGAGGGUUUUAUAGGAUUCGUACUGAAUUAAAAGUUUCGCAGAAAUUGACUACUAAAAUUGAAACCAGUAUAAGAAGAUGUGAUCGUGACGAAGGCUUAGUACCGGCGAGCGUAGAAAACAAUGCUGGCAUCAGUAAAACUUUUCGAAUUAUUUAUCGCAACGAAGAAAUUACUCUAGACGACAUAAUCGUAUUUCGGGUCCACGUAUUAGUUGAUAGUAAUAAGAUCGAAGAUAUUUUAAAUCACGCCAAUUUCUGUUUAACCGUCGAAUUGUGGUUUACCAAUCAAUCUUUAAGCGCUCCAAAGUCGCCAGCCAUUGGAUGCGUGUCUUCGAGAACAUUGCACCUGCAGUUUGCUUGUGGAAAAGGCCUGCAUUAUCAUUUACCCGUGAUUUUUGAUUAUUUUUACUUGUCUGCCAUUACGAUAACCAUACACGCUAACCUUAUCGCUUUACAUCAACCUUACAUAAAAAAAGGGUUCCUGAAUUUGGUGCAGAGUUGGAUAUCCAAAUCUAGCGUCGUAGGUUCGCUUAAAUGUAAAUCUAGAUCCAGUACUUCAAGAAGUGGAAAACCUUGGCUGAGUGGAAAUUCUCAAAAAUUUAGUUUUUGGUUACCGCAAUCGACGAUGGAUAAUUUGUUUUCAAGUAAUAACGUGAGUGCAUCGAGUAUGAAAUGUGUUUCGUCCAAUAGUAUGCAUAUCAGUCAUAUACAAUACGUACAUAGUGAGGUUUGCAGUCUGUUAUUGAAUUCCUACGAAUCACUUAGGACGACUAUUUCGCAAUAUUCGAAACUGGUACCACCUUGGCAAAGGCAAGAACUCAAAGUGCCUACUGAUUUUCAAUGUUUACGAAAUCUAGAUUAUCCGGGAAAAAUAUCGGAAAGUUUGGAAGAAUUCGUUUUGAAAGCGAAUAACGAAAUUGCUCAAUUAUGCGCGGAAAAUAUCCUUCUGUGGCAACAAUUCCUAGACACGUUUUGUCGCAAAGACGGCGUCCAACAAUAUCUAGCAAAACAACACCAUCAGUUAAGGGUGAGACGAUUCGCGGAGGCGUUUUUCCUUUUAGAUAAUCCGCGUCAAUCGGCCGCCGGAUGUUUUGAUCAGAAUUACCAUAAUUAUGUCGCUGUAUCUGAGAUCAUGAGACGAUCCAAGUAUUGGCAAAGCCUUCCAACGUUACCUGUGUAUUGUGCCGAAUCGGAUGGUGAUUUGAAUACGUUGCCUAUUAUAUUCGAAGAUCAUUACGAAGAUAUUGCGGAAUUUGCGAGGAAACGAAGCGAAGCUGGAAAUCGACAAUCAGAUGCUAAUGAAAUUAAGCAAUUACAGAACUCGAUAGGUCUUCAAGAAGAUUGCAGUUGUGGUAUCGCUGAAAUUCUAGAAUCUAGGUCGCAAAGGCUUUCACAAAAUAAAGGCUCGAAGAAAAGAGACGUCAAAAAUUUUCACGCAGAAGCCGAAGACGUAAAUGAUAGAUCGUUAGCUGUAAAGUUACCAGUCAAACAGACCAGUUCCAUGGAAUAUUUAUUAAGAAACGAUGAUCCUUCCUCAUUAACCUUAGAAACUCAAUUUUCCUAUCCUCCUACGACGUACUGUCAUUACAAUCGAUACUGCAGCUCGCAGUGUGUUUGUUACCAAGCUACCACUAGGGGCGAGUGUUGCUCCCAGUAUGAUCUCGGUCAUCCAUCCACCUCAAGAGCAGGAAUUCCUUAUCGUGGCUAUGCAAACACCAUACCAUUACAGUUCCCGUUAGAGUAUAAAAUUCCUAGCGAAGCUGAAAGGCCAUACCCCCGCAGAUCGCACCGCGACAGAAAAUCACAAUGGGUCGACAGCGCCGGCUGCAGCUCCGGAUACCAAACGGAUGGACGUUACCAUUACGAAGAAAACGGCCAGCAACAAAACCACUACGCCGUUGUCCACAGAUCUCACAGAAACACGCUUCCGUCAAAAAGUGGCACUUCCAAGUCCAACGACGUCGACGCCUACUUCGUCGACACAUUGAACAAAUCCAUGGCUGAAAGUAAAAUCAAAAGUGCCAAAAGCCUGGAUCACUUUACCCAACCAGUCGACCUCGGCCAACAAAAACCAGAAGAUGGCACUCGUCGAAACGGCGAACGAAACGAUUACCAAGAAUAUCCUAAUGAAAAAAGCACCCCUGCAAGUAGAACGUAUACUCCAAGCAAAACAGCUCCAUCGAACAAGGAUGACUCUUCGAGUGAUUCUUGCGGAUCGACUUUUGUCCCUGUUAAAUCAACUUCCGAGUGUCAAAGUGCUCCGUAUAGUUUGGAACAGCUGAAUGAACGACGAGCUAGGUCUUCGAGUAUGUGCUCGAUGCCUGAGUUGGUUAAUUGCUCGUUUCCUCAUUAUAUUAUGAAUAGCGAGUCGAUGCCGAAUAUUACGAGUAAAAAUGAGAGUCGAAAGCUGUUGUAUGCUUCGCAGAUUAAUUCGUCGACUUCGUUGUCGGAGAGUGAUAAUAUGUCUGAGAGGAGCGGUUACGUUUCGAGUCAUAAGACCUCGGCUGGAUCUACCAAUCAGGUUACUCCUACUGGCCACGAAGCCCCACAAACAAACAUGCAAAAACUAGUCAGCUGCGACACGCUCAAAGAAAAACUCGAUAAACUAGUCAAACAAUCGAAAUCGCAUAAAAAAAGCGAAAGUCGCGAAAAAGACGUGAAAAUCACCAUAUCCGGAAACCAGACAACUGAAGAAAGUCUGAAAAUCGAAAUCUACGAGAACGAUAGCGAGCCCAAAUACGCCUCGAUCUACGAAAUUAAAUCAGACCGGUCGUGUAAAGAUAUGAAUAAACCAAUCCCGCCUCCUCCAGUUCCCACUGAACAUCACGAAUUGACCACUGACCCCAGACAAAGUCCAAUACCAGGUACAUCCACCCAAACAGACGAUUACCACGUUAAUAGAGAUAGCAGAAGAAACAGCAUCAAAAGAUCAGAGUCUUGCCAAGCAGAACCCAGAUACGUUAAUAACCAAAGAGUUCUUCAUUACGAUACACGUACCAGUGAAAUUCGACAUCUAGAUACGAUUAAUAAAAACGCUUCUUAUCAACCAGAUGAAAAACCAAUCCCCCCUGAAAAAGAUUACAUGCCUGUGGAAUCCAACGGCAGAAGAGAGAGUGACUCGAAAAACCAUGCUUGGAAAAAUAUCCCGGCUGAUGGACCUGUUUAUGCUGAAAUUGAUAGAAAAGAUCCUAAAAGGAUUACCAAACGGUAUAUCAAUAGGAAGAAAUUCGCUAAUGAAGAAAACGCCAACCAGGAAGUGGACGUUUUACCUCCGUGUCAAUUUCGGGAUGCUCCUCCACCUCCGGAAGCUUUCCGAGACCCGCCUGAGCCUAUUGAUAAUAUUUUGUAUUACGUUGUCGAAAGUGUUAACGAAAAUAGAGAGGCGAACAGAAGGAGGGAAUGCGAAGAAGCUAAAGCAAAUCGAAUUUCGACUGAAGAAAGGCGUAUACCUGUUUGGAAGACUGAAUGUGGCAGCGAGGCGAAUGUCUAUAAAUUGGCCGAAUAUGUUCCUAAUGGAUAUGCUAAUCCGGAUGGUGUCACCUUCGAGGUGAAUGGACAUUAUUGUGAUACUGAUACUGAUCCUUCUGAUAAAUUAAAACAUCACGAUAUUUACGAUAAAAAUUCAACUUUUAAUAAGCACAAGGAAGAAUUCAAACAACAGAUUAAUUUUACUGGGACCUUAUACAGCGAUUUUCCUACAUUGGCAUCGACCCUACCUUAUUUUCAUCUGAGUGAAGAAUACAGGAUAUUUUCACCCGAAGGCGUCCAUCUAAUUGUUUGUGUUCAUGGUUUGGACGGUAGCGCUGGAGAUCUUCGUCUGGUUCGCGCAUAUUUGGAAUUGGGAUUACCGGGAGCUAAUCUGGAAUUUUUGAUGUCUGAAAGAAAUCAAGGGGAUACAUUUUCAGAUUUUGAAAGAAUGACCGACCAACUGGUCACCGAAGUACUCUCGUAUAUCGCCAAGAGUCAAAUAAACCCGGAAAAAAUAAGCUUCAUAGGGCAUUCAUUAGGAGCUAUUGUGGUUCGAUCAGCCAUCGCUAGACCGCAAAUGAAACACUUGUUACCAAAAUUACACACAUUCAUGUCGUUAUCCGGGCCUCAUUUGGGAAUAUUGUACAACGGCAGCGGCCUUAUUAAUAUGGGUACCAUAAUUAAUUCUGGCGUUUGGUUUAUGCAAAAGGUGAAAAAAUCCGGAACCCUUUUACAAUUAUCUCUUCGCGAUGCGUCCAACAUUAGGAAUACGUUUUUAUAUCGAUUGAGUCAAAAAUGCCAUUUGAGUCAUUUUCGGCACGUGUUACUUUUUGGCUCGUCGCAAGAUCGAUACGUUCCUUUACAUUCGGCCAGAAUAGAGCUGUGCAAAGCUGCCAUUAAAGAUACCUCCGUAACAGGUACAGCGUAUCGUGAAAUGGUGCAAAGUAUAAUCCAACCUAUAAUUAAUAAACCAGACGUAACAUUUGUCCGAUACGAUGUCCACCAUCUUUUACCCACCACUGCCAACUCAUUGAUCGGUAGAGCGGCCCAUAUUGCGCUUUUAGACUCGGAUUUAUUUAUCGAGAAGUUUUUCGUGGUUACCGGAUUAAAAUAUUUCCGAUAAUACCGAACGGAUUUUCCAGAGUAGCUUGUUUCCCUGUUUUAAUCUAGUCUCGACACUGUUUUCCUAUUAUUUAAUCAUUGUUUCGUUUUCAUUUUUUAUUUAUUUGUUUUUUUGGAUGUUGAAUUUAUACGUUUUUUUUCUCUAUCUUCUUGUUCCACGUUUAUGUUUUUGUAUUUCGUAAUAUUUUCUCCUUUUACGCAGAUUUGUUUUCUUAUAUGCGUAAGUAUAAAUUUAGAAUGGACGGGGGUUGAUUUUUCGUUGGCUUAAAGACUGCGAUUUUAUUAUUUCGGGUAAUCGUGUUUUCGAUACUUAAUUUUGUGAACAAUUCGUAAUAUUUUGGAGAGCGAAAUGCUAACAAAAGGGAAUCGUCUGAAUUUAAUUGUAAAAUUAUUUAUUUUCGGUUUAAAUAAAAAAUAUAAAGUUUAAAUUAUUCCCUUUCGAUCGAUGACCUAUGGUUGUUCGAAUUAAUUAUUCAAAAUAUGGUAAACCAUUAAAGGGGUGAAUUAUUUUGAAACUCAUCGCGUUAAAAUUGACGAAAUAAAAUAAGCAAGGGACCAGUUUUACCCACCGAAACACCUAUUUACACUGCAAUUUAUCAAAUUAUACAAGCAACGCUUUUAUAAUUUGGCGUUACACUUUUGAUUUUUUUUUAAAUAAAAAUUCAUCGAUAUGUACGGUUCGAUACGCAUUUUUAUUUUUUACCGAUUCGAUUUACUUAUCUAUUAAUUUUUCAGUUUAUUUUGUAAGCUUUCUAUUUCAUUUUCCUAUCUGUCCACUAUUGACCAACAAAUUUAAACUUUUGCUGUUAUUUUUGCGCGGUAUUUUCAACUACCACCCGAUGAUUCCCAUUUUGAUGAUGGAAUUAUUCAUUAAAUGCGCAAAAUCGGUUUAUUUUUUCAAAAGUAGGUACCUGAGGUAAUUUCAAAAGAAACUCAUCUUCCAAUUUUUUUCAACGUUCGAAACAAAAUGAUGACAAUGUACUCUAUACGCCUGUGUGAGUAUAUUUUUAUGUAAUUUGCCUAACUAUACCUACCUGUACCUACCUACCUAAAUUGUGCCAUAUUCACAAAUAUCUAUCGAUAAUUUUAGCGAUGAAACGAAAUCGAACGUAUUAAUAAUAAAAAAAAAAAUUGUGAUUAUUUAAAAGGCUGAAUAUUAAUUUAUGUUUGCUAUAACAUUAUGAAAAGCCGAAUAUGUAUAGUUUGUAGCGCGUAGAACAUAAAUCGAUGUAAUUUGAGAUGCCAGAAGACGAUGUAUCACAUUAUUUUUCAUAUCUUUUUUAUUAGUUGUAUAAUUUUUGGAUGUUAUUCUAAGCAUUAAUGCAGUAUUUAUAGAUGAAAGAUAUUUAAACUGGAAAGCUUGAAAUGAUCAUUUCUAUGUUCAACACAUAGGUAACAUGUUCUGUCAAUUUUUGCCCUUAUUGCUCAUGAAAACGUCCGCGUCCUCUCACCACUUUUUUCUAGUCACAAUAUCAAUAAUGAAUACGAUGAUUGUUGUACGAAUUUCAUGUUAUAAUAAAUUCAACUGUACCUAUGUACCUUUUUGUUUAAUUUGUGUUGUUCUUCUUUGAACGUUUUUGAAAUGAAGUUUUUAUUGUAAAAGAUUACGAAUAAAGUAUUCCAAUUUAAUUUGUAAA